Molecule: messenger RNA, 1889 nt
Organism: Ylistrum balloti
Lineage: Eukaryota; Metazoa; Mollusca; Bivalvia; Pectinida; Pectinidae
Exons: 21
Coding region: 1-1815 (604 amino acids)
Source: RefSeq, a predicted model, not a curated record
AUGGCGCUUCUGAAGCCUCGGCGCCUCGAUCAAAGCGAUUACGCGUUAGCUGAACAGGGAUUACAGACUCAUGUGUUGGAUAUUUUGGGAACGCGAGAAACUGAAAUAGAUUUAUUUAGGCCAUCCUUGGCAGACCAACACAAAGUUGGAUUCUUCACACUAGACAGAUGUUCACAAACAGACGUCACAGAGGUCGUAGACCUCAAGGAAAUGACAGAAAUUAUACAAAUACUUCUACAGGAUGUGAGAAACCUUAGAAGGGAUAUAAAAUUUGCCAAACAUAUUAUGCAGGCAGACUAUGAGGAGAAACUUCAAGAGAAAGCUAUGGAGUUAUACUGUCGCAUCAACGACAAGGUCACCCAGCUGGAGAGGAUGCAUGAGGAUAGGGUGGACACAGUACGACGAGCAUUCAAACAACAGUUAGCAGAUGCUAUAGCCCGCAUUACAGUGCUUUAUAGUAAAAAUAUGGAGAGCAAGAUUCAGCGUGAAAAAAACAAGCGUGCAAAUGAUAAAGACAAACUUGGGGAACAGUACAAGGAAAUGCAAGCGACAAUACAGCGAAGCGAACAGGUGAUCUCCAUGUUAAAGAUGCAGUUGGCACACUACCAGCAGCAGCAAAAGACCAUCGAAAUGGAAAGUCCGGCCCCUUCAGACAGACCAUCCAAUCGGACACCUUCAUCACUUGUGUCUUCGGUGGAGGAACUUUCUAUCAAAUCCAAGUCUCCUGAAAUCAAUCCCGAACUUGAGGAACUCCGAGAGGAGGUUGGUGGACUGUCAAGGAAAAUUAGCAAACUGGAGAAAAGUAUUGAUGCUAAGGAUGAGAAUAUUACAGGGCUAAAUCAAGAAAUAGCAAAACUAAAAGAGAUGCUAGAGAAUGAGAAAUCAUUGUCAGAGCAAUUUAAAAAGGAGACUGAGACAAUGAAAGCCAAUGCUGCACAGGAACAGGCCUCCUCUAAAAGACUUAAUAUGCUUAUAGAAAGUUCUAUGAAUAGUCAUCAGGGUUCAGGAAUGGCUAGACAAAAGGAGGAGAUGCAGAAGCUGAUGGAGGACAAGAUGAAAGCAGCCCGUGAGGAGGCCUUGGAACAAGCACAACAGGAGGCCAACAAGUUGCAGACAGCUGAGCAGAAUAAACUUAAGGUUCUGAUAGACCAGAAGAAACGACUGGAGGAAUUGCUGCUACAGGAAAAAAAGAAAAACAAUCAGAAAUCCCAAAGUGAAAUUGACACCGAGAAAUUUAAGAAGAACGAGGACAGGCUGAGAGAUGAAAUCAUGAGACUCAAGGGAGAAAUAGAAAAAGUCCAUAAAAUUUGGGAAAAGAAAUUUGCCAUUCUUCAGCAGAGUAUGCAUGCCCUGAAGGAUGAGAGCUACAUUCGCCAAACACUCCAGCGGCAGGCCGCAACCCUUCACCAUGCAUCCGUCAGUUACGCGGCGGACACACCUGUUGGUAUUAUGGCUAGUAAUAAACAUGCUGCCACAACGCCAAUGAAGAAACCAAUUAUACCUGAUAUUGCCAAGAAAACGUCAGGACAGCCACCAAAUGUACAGGGGGCUCAAGCCGAAAAAGACUAUAUUUCCUACACAGUAUCGGCCCCUAGUGGGCGAGGUACAGCAAUGAUGUCUGUCGAUGAGCACCAAGUGAUGUCAGACGGAGAACAAGAAUUGCCAUCAGACAUAGCUCCACUGCCCGAUCCACCCAUCAGAAGGGGACGUCGCUCCCGGCAGAAACAUCAGUCGAAAGACGAUCUGGAGGAGGAGGAGGUGGACAGUCGACCGACUUCCCAAAGCCGUGUUGUUGUUGUACCAUCUCAGACGUAAAUCCGGUUGACUCUUUAUGGGCUGGAAUAUGAAUGAUAACUGUCUUUGAUAAAUGUCAUUGUAUUAAAGCUGGC